UUGCAUUUCAAGUUUCAUCGACCUAAAGAAUAGUUUCUUUGCUCCUUGGUGACACAUAGAAACAAGAGAAGCUCAUCAGCUGUUUGCCGGUUUGAAGUUGUGAAAGCUUCAUUGUUAAGACAUGGCUUUUCAAUUGAGAUUAUUAUCAAGUGAAUCAGAAAUGUUUAUAAUUUGUUUUUUGUAUAAUUUUAUUUAAUUAUUGAAUGUUCUAAUAAUUAAUCAAAUCUAUUUAUCGUGAAGUUCAUUCCAGUAAAUCAAACGACUAUUCAUGGAAUUAUUCUUGUGCCAUAAGUUCAAUUUGUGUGUUCUUUUAACUUUCUCGCCAAACCUAAUUUAAUUAUUGUGAUUUACAAUCAAGUGGUAGUAUAUUCAUUUGCAACCAUAAUCAAAAUCUAAAUCUAGUUUGAAUUAUGCUAUUUUAGAUGCGUGCUCCGAUGAUAAGUUUUUCACCAGAGACUGCUUCUCUAUAUGAUGAUCAAGUCUCAUUUAAUUCUUAUAAUCAUUAUUUUAAGCGUUUUUCUAUUGUUAGUACAACUUAUCGUCUUACAAUCAGUUGUUAGUAAGAACCAAAUUGUGAUUAACCAUAUCUGGGAAUCAUUGCAUAAGGUAACCUCCCUUGCUGUUAAUUAUGGAAUACCUUUGUUCCUCAUCGAUGGUAAACUAUGCAAAAGAAUAUUUGAUAAGAAGUCAACAUCGUUGUCAUCUUCUUCAAUGUCUAUAUCACCACACCAAAUUGAUCAAAAUUACUGCUUGUUCAUGUGUAAUAAUCAAGAUGUUACACACCUUGGAACUCUUGGAGAAUUUAUUGACCAUCGAAAGAUAGCUAAGCUUGUACAAGCAUUACAACAGGAAGGUUAUGUUGUACUGCAAUUCAUCGAUUUGGAUCCAACUCUACUUCAUCAUGAGUUGAAAGUGACGAUUCCGUUACAUUUAAUUAUAUUCAAAGAAGGUGCCAAACAGAAGAAAAGUCAUGUCACUCAUGUUGCCAUUUUAUAUGAACGCCUUAAUAAAUAUUGGUGGUCGUCAGCUUUUUCACCUACCGAUUAUGAGAAGCGAUUGAUGCUGAGACAAGGAGCCCGCAAAGCUGACUUCGUAAAUUCAGAUCAUGCUGUAAUUUAUGAUAAAGUAGAGAUUAUCAAUACCGUCAUUGAUGGUUUGGUACUAGGACUACCAAAACAACCACAAACCUUUUAUCGGCCAGUCCAAGAUAUGCCAUUUAUCGAAUGUAACAAAAGUCAAGCUAAAAAAUUUUAUGCGACUCAUGGGUCUAACCUUUUUCGAAAUGAACAACUCGAACCACACCGUACUCAUGUGAAAAAAUUACUUACUAUUGUUAAAACGGUCCUUGAUGAUCUUGGGAUACCUUUUUGGCUCAGCAGUGGUACAGCUCUUGGUUGGUUUCGUCAGUGUGAUGUGAUUCCAUAUUCUGGCGAUGUUGACAUAGGCAUUUGGAUAAAAGAUUUUAGACCAGAAAUGAUUGACCACUUUUAUAUGAACAAUUUACCUUUACUUCAUGUUUUUGGAAAAUUUGAAGAUAGUUAUGAGCUUUCAUUUCGCCAUGGUAACAUCAAAUUGGAUGUUUUUUUCUUCUACGUUGAAACUGGUCAUGUAUGGAAUGGCGGUACUCAAGCCAAAACUGGACUCAAAUUUAAAUAUAUAUUUCCCAAGUUCAAUUUAUGUUGGACAGAAUUUUUAGAUCUGCUUGUUAGAGUUCCAUGUGAUACUGAAGUUUAUAUUGAGGCUAAUUAUGGUUCCAACUGGUCUAUUCCUAUCGAAAAAUGGGAUUGGAAAUCAAGUCCGUCUAAUGUUCAUCCUAAUGGUCGGUGGCCUCUAGAAGAAUGGUCAAAAGUUAUUCAAUUAACACCCACAGCAGAUAGUAUUUAAACGAAAAUAAAAAAACUUCGCAAAUCAUAAUGGCAACGGUGAAAACAUAUUGCGAAAAUUUAUCAUGACCAAUGUAUUUAUGCUUUUGGUGCUAAAACUCAAUAUUGAUUCGAAAACUGGAAGUUUCGUUCAUUUAUACUCAGUCCUCCAGAUUUUGACCACAAAACCAUUUAACUUGCUUCACGGAUUGAAAUCGACUAACUAAACAAUCUUUGUUUUAAUUUAA
This is a messenger RNA of Tetranychus urticae (two-spotted spider mite), 2110 nucleotides long. Its product is annotated as ribitol-5-phosphate transferase FKTN. The record is from RefSeq and is a predicted model, not a curated record. NCBI's taxonomy places the organism in Eukaryota, Metazoa, Arthropoda, Arachnida, Trombidiformes, Tetranychidae.